GUUCAAAUACACUCCGCUUAUCUUAAAAUGAAUGGAGAACUUUGAAUUUUGCAAUGAUAGGACGCGCUUUUCUUCCCCUCAAUUUUUUUUUUUCUUUUUACCUUGUUCAUACAUGUGAAUAAGCAUCUACAGAUACACAUCUAAGCAUGGCAAAUUUUAAUCUUUCAGACCUAACCGAUAUUGAUACAAUACCUGAAUUUAUAGUCGACGAAUCAACAACAAAAAUUGAGGAAUUUUGCACAAAUGACUCCUUCGAUGCCUCUGCAAAUUAUUUAAAUACUUUACUUACAAGCUAUGGAUACCCAGUGCCACUAAUAUUUGAUUCCGAUGACAUCAAGCAUAAAUGUAAAAUUGUCAACUGCAUAUAUAGCUUAAUGAACGACAAAAAAAAAGAUGACCAAGAAAAACAAGAGUAUCGAAGAAUGAUAAAUGAAAUGAAGAAGCAGCAGCAAGAAAUUGAACAAAAGCUAGCAAGCUGUGAACGUGAUUUGAAAUCAAAGCAAAACCGUGAAAAAGAGUUAGAAGCAAAAUUAUAUGCAUCUGAAGCAACUGUCAAAAAACAGAACACAGAGAUAAUCAGAUCUAAAGAGGAAGUGACGAGAAUUAAACAUAAUAUACAAUAUUUAAGGACACAAUUUGAGCAUGAAACACGGAGACACGAGCAAGAAUUUAGCAAAACUCAAGAACGAUUAUUAAAGUUGAUGCAUGAUCACUAUAAAGUGAAUGUUGCUUAUCUACACGUCAAUCAAAUCAAUUUUGAGGCAGAAAAUGAUCAGCAUGAUCACGUUCAACAAUUACACGAAACUUAUACCCAGUUAUCCAAUGAAUUGACCCGACGAGAAGCAGAUGUCCGACAAGAAGCUCUCGAAUUAAGAAAUGCUUUAAUAGAAUUCUAUACAGAAUUACGACGGUUUUUAGAACAACAAAUAGAAACAAGUAAUAGCAAAAUCGAGAACAGACAGUUAACGAAAAGUCAUGAACCGCUUAAAAAUGUGUAUGAAGAAACAGUAAAAUUUCGUCUACCUAUGGAUUGUGGUGGCCAGGAAGCAGUCAAAAUGAUACAUGAUUUGCUGGGAAGAUUGAAAGAAGAAUGGCAACUUCACUUACAACAAAGGCCUACAAUCUAUACUGAUGAAGAUAUGAAGGACAAGUUGGAUCAAAUAAAAAUUUUAGAACAAACAGUCCAGGAUCUAUUAGAAACUUUGGACAGAACAAAUGUGGACUACGAAGAGAAAAUAAAGAUAUACAGGAAGUUUGAGCAGGGAGGGUUCUUUGAUAAUCUUUGUUCAACAGCAGUACAUCCUGGCUGGAACACUAAUGAGCAAUCAGACUCGGAAGAUUCUAUAAUCGAUUUGGAUCCAACAAUAGAGUUCAAACAUGCGCAAAUUUUGAAGCAAUCGAAAAAAAGUCAGCAAAAAAUAACAGAAGCAGCCUUGAAAUUAGCACUGGAAAGAGAUAAGUUAGAGGUAAAAAAGACAAAAAAUUUAUAUUAGGUGCGUUUUGAUGAAAUCUAACAAAAGUUUUAGGCUGAACGAUGGGCCUUUGAAGAAAUGAAAAGAGAGCUUCAAAUGAAUGAAAUAUUGACCGAUUUGAACGCAAAUAAAAGUAGUCAUUCAACACCAACACA
This is a messenger RNA of Mycotypha africana, 1627 nucleotides long. Its product is annotated as Afadin and alpha-actinin-binding-domain-containing protein. NCBI's taxonomy places the organism in Eukaryota, Fungi, Mucoromycota, Mucoromycetes, Mucorales, Mycotyphaceae. The coding region runs from base 147 to 1493 and encodes 448 amino acids. The record is from RefSeq and is a predicted model, not a curated record. The transcript is spliced from 8 exons.